GCUUGUACGUGUAGCGCAUUCAAAAUCUUACUCAUUUACCUUAGAUUUUCGCCUCACCUCUUCGUCGUCCAGCUCUACCGUUUGUCAGUUAUCUUUUAUUAUUAAAUGUGCUUGGUCUAAGCAUUUCCAUACAGAUUAAGGAUUUUCUUACCUUCGACUACGUUGGUUUCGAAGCAUUUAACUUAACUACAUUCAUAACUCAAUGGUUGUUGGGAGAAUACAAGUAGUAUACCUAAUAAGGGUCUGUCGACGUGUUUUUUCUUGUGUUCCCAAUGAACGUAGCAAGGUUUCUAUUUUUGAUUCCUGGAAUACAUAUGGGCAUACUAUAGAAAGUCAACUAGAUCUUCGAACCAUCCCAACAGUAUCAACUAUACUAAGUAAGACAGCGCCUCCACAGAGUAUAGUUUCACUACGUAAAUGGCAGGAAAAGAAAAAAAGUGAGCUCGGUGAAGACGGGUUUCAAGAGUAUAUACGAGGACUUCAGCUCUUAGGGAAAAGUGUCCACUCCAGCAUUGAAGCUCGACUUCUGAAGGGCAAAUUCCCUUCCAACUUACCAGAAAAUGUUUCCAAAUAUUGUGAAAGUCUGAAGUACAUUUUGGAUGGCCUAAAGUCUACUGUGGUAGAGACCAACUGUCUUCAUCCUCAGCUUUUGUAUCGUGGAAGGUUUGACAGCAUAGUUUUUCUGAAAGAUAUGGAUGAGCCUAUUUUAACUGAGUGGAAGACAGUACAUGAGUCCAAGCGAAUAGUAACUAUUGAUCAAACUUAUGAUAGUCCAUUACAAAUUGCAGCAUAUAUUGGGGCUUAUAACUUUACACGUUAUCCGACAUCCUCAUUGGUUAAGAAGGGCAUGCUGAUAUAUUCAUAUGGUGACGGCUAUCCAGCAUCGCGUAUCGUUUUGAAUGAGACUGACUUGCUACACUAUUGGGAACUGUGGUGCGAACGCGUGGAAGCUUAUCGAGAACAGUGUGGCAGUCCUCCUAAUGAAGAAUGAAAAGUAGCCUUACAUGUGCUCAGUGUCUGCUAUUUCAUUAGCCAUCCUAACAAAUCAAAUGAACAAUAUUAAAAGAAAAAUUCCAUAACCAAGCAACUGAAAUAUGGCAUCAGUUACACUGAACUUGAAAAACAUUAUCACUCACAUAAGAUUUUAUAAAUAUAUGUAUCACCAUU
Molecule: messenger RNA, 1167 nt
Organism: Heterobilharzia americana
Lineage: Eukaryota; Metazoa; Platyhelminthes; Trematoda; Strigeidida; Schistosomatidae
Source: the annotation of a GenBank genome assembly